AUGUUCGAUGAAAUUCGAUACGAACUCGACGGCGUGGAGAUUGAUCGUUGCAGAAACGUGGGCAUAACUAGCACGCUCAAACAUUACGUCACAACGUCGUCCGACAGAAGCGUGAUUCUGAGGAACGCUGGCUGGGACCCGCUCACCAGCAACGAGGGAUUCUUCAAUUUCUGCGUACCUCUCUAUGCGCUGUUGGGAUUCUGCGAAGAUUACAAACGCGUGGUGCUCAACGCUCGUCACGAGUUGAUCCUGAUACGAUCGCGCAACGACAACAAUUGCCUGACGGGAAAUCAAGCGCUAGAGCCCUCGAUCGAAUUGUCGAAGAUACAAUGGCGAAUGCCGCACGUGUUACUGAAUGAAAUAAACAAGCUGUCGAUGCUGCGCGCUCUGGAGAAAUAUGAUGAAGAUGUGACCUGUGAUGACGAAAGCGAUAAUGAUCAUGUUAUUUGUGAAGAUUAUUUUGAUUCGUUUGAUAGUCCGAACUUAAAUGAUAACACAAAUGAUAAUAUCAUCAUGUUUGAAGCUGCCGGUUUAUCAAUUUGUCAAGUUUUCACAAUGGUCCAAGCUUUAACUUUGCGCUAUCAUCAUUCCGAUGAGUCUAGACAUGCGCUAUUAAAUUUAAUUAAAAGUUUGGCUGGGCCAAAAUUUAGUUAUAUAAAUACUUCAAAGUAUAUGAUGUCAAAAUUGUACAAUCCACCCGCGAAUAAAAUAUUGUACGUAUUUUAUUGUAUCGAAUGUUACAUCCCACUGUUAAAUCCACUUUCAAAAAAUCGUGUUGGUCAGAAAAAGACUGUUAUGUGUGGCCUUAUUAGAGGAUGA
Wasmannia auropunctata (little fire ant) is the source of this 819-nucleotide messenger RNA. RefSeq lists its product as uncharacterized. NCBI's taxonomy places the organism in Eukaryota, Metazoa, Arthropoda, Insecta, Hymenoptera, Formicidae. The record is from RefSeq and is a predicted model, not a curated record. The transcript has 3 exons. The coding region runs from base 1 to 819 and encodes 272 amino acids.